Molecule: messenger RNA, 816 nt
Organism: Stylonychia lemnae
Lineage: Eukaryota; Ciliophora; Spirotrichea; Sporadotrichida; Oxytrichidae
Source: the annotation of a GenBank genome assembly
AUGGAGUAUAGUGUGAUUCCUGCUUCAGUUCGAUAAGAUGGAUCUAUCAGAAAAGAAUUAAGAAUAAGACCCGGAUAUGUGCCUUUAGAACAAAUGAAAACUUACUAGGCUCCUCACAGGAGAAGAGAAUAGCAAGCAAACUAGCCUGUCAAUCAAAAUCAUAAAAAUAAUGAAUUCCUAAAUAUGAAAGGUCAUAUGAAUGGAUAUUCUCAAAAUCAUAACUAUUUUUAAGAUAACAGUAUUACAAACUCUAAGUAAGGUCAAUCUAAACAUCAGCAUUCCCAUUCUUAAAGUGAUAGUUAUCAAGAUGAAAAUAAUAGCAACGCCACACCCAAGAAAUAUUAGUCCUUGUAACAAUAGCAGAAAUAAAAGAAUCAUAGUAAGGAGAAGGAAACUCCUGUAAAUGGCUCGCAUAGGUAAAUCAUUUUGCAAGGAAAGUAGUAAAAUACUUAGCAUUAAGGUGACAAACAUCAGCAGUCUGAUACAAAUAACGAGGGGAACAAUUCUAAGAAAUACAGAAAGAAAGAAGCAUAGCAGUCUAAUGAUGUGCAAUCAGAUGAUAGAUGGAAAUAAUUCGAAGACGAAAGGAAAGAGAGAGAUGUUGAUUAUGAUGAUGAUAUAUCAAAAAUUAAUUUAGAAUUAGAGUUAGACUUUCUAGAGGAAUAGAAGGAAAAAGAGUCAAAAAGGCUUAAUAAAAAGUUAAAAUAGAUUGAGAAACUGGAGAAACUUAAUAGAGCACUGAAUUCGGAAGAACAGGCGAAGAUAAGUGCCAAAGAGGAACUGCUGAAGAAGCUUGCUGAUCUAAGUUUGAAUUGA